ACCGACGCUCUCGACCUAUGCCACCACCGGGCAGCACCAUCGUCGCUGCCGCAGACGAUGUAGACAGCCUGUAUCAUAAUCCAUUUGCUGCAUCUUCGUCUACCAGCUCGUUCUCGUCGGCGUACACACCCAAGGACGCCCAGAUUGGGGCGAGGCCGACGCUGAGGCGUCGCGGAUCAGAAGGUCCUGCAAGGCGGUCGAGGAACGACCACGAUCCAUUCGCAGAUGACACGGCGGCGGCGGCGCAUGUGAGGUCUAGGACGAUGGGUGCCGUCGUGGGCAGUAGCAGCGCGACCAGUCUCAGACAUCCCCUUGCCAUCUCGAGUCUUGGCUCCAACGCCAGCUCCAGCCGUUCUUCCCUCACUGACACCCGGCCUCGCCUAAAGCGUCUUUUGAGUAACUUGGAGACUACAUCUACCCCACAUCACGAAGAGGGGGAGGAAUCAGGGCUUGCGACGUCUCCCACGAACGACGCAAGGCUGAAAGAGCGGCUCGUCAUUGUAUCUUCCAAAGACUCUCUACCAGGCGUCGCCCUCAAGUAUGGCAUUUCUCUGGCAGAUCUCCGGCGCGCGAAUCAGAUGUGGCCCUCAGACCAAAUACACCUCCGCAAAGUCCUCUACAUCCCACUAGACAAGUCGCAUAAGGCGAAAGACUUCGUGCUUUCGCAGCUUGAAGUCAAUUCAACUCCACCAUCUCUAGACGAGCAGUCCAUUAAUGAAGAAGACAAGCCUAGCGUCAACGGUGCCGGAUCAUCUUUGACGAUACGCCGCGUCUCCGCAUCUCAGCUGUCGUUCUUUCCGCCCCCAUCGUCCAGUUCCCUCUCAUUAUCCUCGUCCAUCUCUCACACAGUAUCGCGCUCCGCGAAUAAUAGUCUUAGACGAGACGCGAUACCUUUCAGAGCAACUCCGUCUAAUUAUUCGUUUCUCACAAUGUCGGCCUCGCUGUCAAUCCCUGACGCGGCGGUUGCUACGGCAUUAACUGUGCCGUCGGCGAAUAGCCUGUCUGGGCGCGGUCAGAUCCCAUCAUUGUCAACCUUGUUCAGCGGUCUCCCUAUUGGACGCAUUUCUUUCGAUUCAAACACUUCUACGCCGAGUCAGGUCAGCGACGAUCAAGAGCACGAAAUGAAUGACGUUUCGCACCGCAACUCGUUGGACGAACCACGCGACAUACGUGACCCUCGGCCGCGCACUCCCUCCGCCAAGCCUUCGCCUAACGCGAAGGUAUCUCCGCGACAGAAUGGGCUCGAACUGCGUCUAUUUCCUGAAAUGCAGGGUGGACACUUCCCUGAGAUCACAGCGUCCAGGGACACCCGAGCAACCCGUACCCCGACGAAAGACCCGAAGACAGCCGUGUACGUCAGCCCCGACCGGCGCAUACUUGCGCCGGAGACCGUCCGCACAUCGCAGUUGGAGCCAUCGCCCGCCAUGCAGCUGCCGCUGCGGCCUGGACGGAGUAGAGACGGGUGAGGGUCGAGAAUGCGGUUGGCGUGCUUCUCUCUGCGCACCGCGAACUGCGUGUUCUAUUACGUCUGCCGACAGGCGUUUGGUUGAACCGAGAAGACUCGCUCGUGCAACAUGGCGAGAGAACCGCAGUGGAUCGGCGCCGAGAGCCGCUAUUUUUCGUAGGGUGCAGGGGUAGGAGCGGCUGUGCGAGCCACGGCAAGGGUUCGCCUUGUCGGCGCAAGGUCUCUGAGCCGAGACCGGGUGCGCCUACAGGGGAGGAGAAGUGGCAGGGCGUCGUCGCGUUUCUCUAUUCGCGCCUCGUCGUUGCCAGUGUGUCAGCCUACAGGACGGAGUCAGCAGGAAGCGUCACGGCCGACGCAUCUGGCGGUGAUCCCAAAUACCGGUUUCGAAGACUCCACGGCCGCAGCGGCCGGUUCGUUGACAUUCCUCCCUGCGCCGUCGCGUAGCUUUAACCGACUACUGUCUAACGGACAGAACCGCCGCGACCGACGUCGGGUGGACCCACAUCGUACCCCGCGGCAGGUGGAUUGCGAUGUCGCGGAGGAAACUGUGUUCGCUGUCAGAGUCAGGGUCCUUGCUGUCAGUGUUCGCAGCGGCGGCGAGCUUAGUGAUGCGCUCUCUUGAUCGUUUACCCCAUUUGUUAGGCUCUUAAGGUUCGCCCUU
This is a messenger RNA of Phanerochaete carnosa HHB-10118-sp, 2126 nucleotides long. RefSeq names its product carbohydrate-binding module family 50 protein. The coding region runs from base 18 to 1466 and encodes 482 amino acids. The transcript is spliced from 2 exons. The record is from RefSeq and is a predicted model, not a curated record. NCBI's taxonomy places the organism in Eukaryota, Fungi, Basidiomycota, Agaricomycetes, Polyporales, Phanerochaetaceae.